This is a messenger RNA of Closterium sp. NIES-67, 3847 nucleotides long. NCBI's taxonomy places the organism in Eukaryota, Viridiplantae, Streptophyta, Zygnematophyceae, Desmidiales, Closteriaceae. The record is from the annotation of a GenBank genome assembly.
CCUUCUAGCUUCUGCGUUCUGGGUCCCUCCUCCUUGCACUUCCAGUCUCCUCGCCUGUAGCUUUCACCUGAUCCAUUACGUGCGUUUAUUGAACCAGCGUCAGCUGACAAUCUCCAGGUUUUGCCGUCCAUUCGUGCUGUUCCAGCACGUCUGCUCAUACACCGCUCCUUUCUUAUGGCGCCUUCCGUUUUAUAGAUGCGUGCUGCUACGUGAGUUUCAUGUAAACGGUUCCAGGGGACGUUUCUCGACCCGAUAAUUUUCCGUCAUGGUUUCUGGUUUCCCUCGCAUUAGCUUCUUCUGAGGCCUUCAUAUUGUACCGACGAUUUUAAGCGUUUAUUUUUCAAGCUGUCGUUCAGCCAGCUUUCGAACUAGCCCGGACACGCGUCCGACCUUAAUAAGUAACCUUAAUCAGCACGAGACGACGUAGCUUCAAUAAGUGACUUAAGUUGCCACCUUCAAGUGCAUUCACAGUACUUUACACGGCAUGAACCGUGUGUAAAGUACUGUGCAAAAAACCACUGUGGAUGCCCUCGAAGUGCACGAACACGGCAUGAAGUCGACUCAAAAACACGGCAUGAACUGCGCAUUUCUACCUUACUCUUUCUCUUUCUCUAACCUCUAUUGCUAUUAGAGAGUGUAGUCUCCCCGUUCUUGCCUCCAAAGCUAUUACGAACGAGCCUUGUUCCGUAAGAUUAAUUCUAAUAAACCAGGAAUAAUUCUUCAGCGCGCGACUCGAAUCGUUACUUUCCGGCAUGGUUGGCUUCUAAGUCGACUCUCAAGUUGUUGAUUUUACCUCGUUAUUCGCCACCAUGCGUUGCUGCCACAGCAGCCUGAAUGAAGUCCAGCCGCGCAGCGACUUUUGAGUCCACUCUCAAGCCACUCGUUGCAUUGGCGUUCGACACUUUUUGACUCGACUCGUUAUUCGCCGCCAUGGGUUGCUGCUACAGCCUGAAUAAUAAUGGCGGGCCUCGAAGCGUGUCCCUCAUUCGCCAGCGGCCGAAAUCGUGGUUCCGCGGCUUUGCAGCCGUCCACUCCAUCGCAUGCAGGCUCGCCACCUCAGUGUCAGGUAGCCGUUUCACAACCACGGAUGAGACAGGCUCCACUCUAGCACUGCGGCGCUUCACCUACCGCGAGCUACAGCAGGCCACGCAGUGGUUCGGCCCGAACCGGAUCCUGGGUCGGGGCAGCUUCGGCACGGUUUACCGAGGCUCCGUGGAGGACUGGCUCGGUAAAGAAGAUGAGGGGGGGGGUUCAGGGGAGGAGGGAAGAGGAGGGAACGGACAGGGGAGUUCUGGAGGUUUAGGAGGAAGAGGAGGAAGAAGAGGAGAAAGAAGAGGUGGUAGCAGAGGAAAGGGGGAAAGCAGGGGGGGAGCAGGAGGUGUGGCAUCCUCUAGAGCACCACGUCAGCGUGACGUGGCAGUGAAGGUUCUACACAGUGGGAGCUUCAAAGCUGUAGACGAGUGCAUGUCAGAAAUUGUCAUGCUGGGGAGCCUGAGUCACCCCAACCUGGUGCGCCUGCUGGGAUACUGCGUGGAUUUGAACCGGCCCCGGGGGGGUAGCGCUGCCGUGCUGGUUUAUGAGCUUAUAGAGAGGGGAAACCUGCACACGUGGCUGUAUCCACGUCAGCAGGAGGAGGAGCAGGAGAAGCAGAAGGAGGAGCAGGAGGAGCAGGAGGAGCAGGAGGAGGCACAGCAGUGGAAGGAGAAGCAGGGGCGGGUGGGAGGUGGGGGUGGCAGCGCCAGCCGCACUGCUGACAAGAGUGGGCUUUCAACUGUCCCCCCUUCCGGCAUCCAUUGCACAGCUACGGCUGCUACAGCUGCUACAGCCGCUACAGCCGCUACAGGUGCAGCCGAUGCUACUGCUGCUACAAGUGCUGCAUGUGGCGUUGGUUCCACCCUGCCUGUGCUGACGUGGCAGCAGCGCGUGCGCAUAGCUCUGGACGUGUCGAGAGGGCUGGAGUACCUUCAUGAGCAAAACGUGAUUCACAGGGACUUCAAGACGUGCAAUAUUCUACUGGAUGAGCACAUGAGCGCCAAGCUGACGGAUUUCGGCAUGGCAACGACGGGGCCUGAGGAGGGCAAGUCGCACGUGUCUACUCGGAUCAUGGGGACAUUGGGUUACCUGGACCCCUCGUACAUAGACACAGGCCACCUGACAGCGCGCAGUGACAUCUACUCCCUGGGGGUUGUGCUGCUCGAGCUGGCAACGGGCAGGUCGCCUGCUGCUGCUGUCAAGUGCAGCCGGCUCAUGCCGUGGAUCCACCGACACCUGGACAGGUGCGAGCGGUUCCUGCAGCAACGGCAGCUGGAGAAACAGAGGCAACAGCUGAAGAUGCACCAGCAGCGGCAGCAGCACCAGCACCAGCACCAGCAGCACCAGCAGCACCAGCAGCACCAGCAGCACCAGCAGCACCAGCAGCACCAGCAGCAGCACCAGCACCAGCAGCAGGAGCAACUAGAAGUUCAAAGUUCUGUCCCCUUUGAUCUGAAACUCGUUAUGGAUAGAAGGCUGAACGGAGUGUACAGUAAAGAAGGGGCGUUCAAGCUGCUUAUGCUGGGAAAGUGGUGUGUGGAUGAGGACCCGUUGCAGCGGCCAGAAAUGAGGCUGAUUAUAACGAGUCUGGAGGAGAUUCUAGGCUUAGAGGAGGAGCAGCAGGUGGCAACCAGAGAGGAACAGAAGAAGGUACUUAUAGACGCGAGUGCUUGUGCACAACGUGCUAGUGAUGAGAAUGGUGAAAGGGAGAAGGAUCAGGGAACUAGCGGGGAAAGGAAGGAGGAGGAGGAGAAGAGCCAUCAAGAGGUGAUGAUGACUAAGGGAAAGUUGUAUUGUGAGGGGGCUCCCUACACGCAUCACAGCAAGAGCAGGGAGGGGGAGGAGGAGCAUUGGCCGGGUGGUGUUAAGGAAUUGAUUAGGAUGCAAGGGGUGCAUGAUGUGAACGGGGUGCAUGAUGUGAACGGGGUCCAUGAUGUGAACGGGGCGCAUGAUGUGAAUGAGGUGCAUGAUGUGAAUGAGGUGCAUGAUGUGAAUGGGGUGCAUGAUGUGAAUGAGGUGCAUGAUGUGAAUGAGGUGCAUGAUGUGAAUGGGGUGCAUGAUGUGAACGGGGUGCAUGAUGUGAUGGGUGGCGUGCAUGCUGCCAACGUGCACAGUGUGAGUGGGCAUGGUGCGAAUGGGCGUGGUGCGAAAGGGGAGCAUGACGUACAUAUGACGAAUUGCACGCAUGGCAUGGGCUUUGCGAGUGGUGUCCAGGAAGCAAAGCAUGGCAUGCAGGAUGCAAAGCAUGGCAUGCAGGAAGCAAAGCAUGGCAUGCAGGAUGCAAAGCAUGGCAUGCAGGAUGCAAAGCAUGGCAUGCAGGAUGCAAAGCAUGGCAUGCAGGAUGCAAAGCAUGGCAUGCAGGAUGCAAAGCAUGGCAGUAUGCAUGCUCGUGGCCCUUCAAAUCCGUGUGAUGUGAAUAGGGUACAUAUGAUGAAUUGCACGCAUGGCACGGAUGAUGUCAAAGGCGUGCCUGGUGUGAAGCGUGGUAGCAUGCAUGCCUGCAACUCCCCGAAAGUGCAUGAUGUGAAUGGCGUGAGUGGCGUGAAUGGCAUACGUGCCAGUAGUAGUGGCACGCAGAGGGUACCUACCACGUUUGACAUGCAUAAGGCGCAUCAGGUGCAAGCAUCAGCAGCACCCGGUGUUCCACCAACGAGGCCAGCUGCUCUUGCACUUGUAGCGAUGUCAUAUCUUGAAGCCUCAGCUCUUGUAAAGCAGCAAAUAACACCAUGACGAGCUUCUCGACUGUAAAUUUGCGUUCUCUCUUUUAAAGUGGCAAGAAGGGGGGUGGGUACUGUAAUAAUUUGACAGGUGUUGC